This is a messenger RNA of Aspergillus bombycis, 1353 nucleotides long. RefSeq names its product lipase family protein. The coding region runs from base 1 to 1353 and encodes 450 amino acids. The record is from RefSeq and is a predicted model, not a curated record. Gene Ontology annotation, biological process: lipid metabolic process. NCBI's taxonomy places the organism in Eukaryota, Fungi, Ascomycota, Eurotiomycetes, Eurotiales, Aspergillaceae. The transcript is spliced from 5 exons.
AUGGUUUCUCUGAGAGGUCUCCUGAAAUUUUCCCAGCGCCAUCCCCGACCCACUGCGUCGGCAUUGAGAGCGUCCACUGUAGCCCCCGCAUCAGGCUCCCCGUUUAUUAACAAUUCGCAGGGGGCUUCGGCCGCUGUGGCGGAGUUAUCUGAUGCUCUUGGCACUGUUUUUGACCAGAUUGAUCUUGAUGGUGAUUUGAAUGGCCAGAUUAAUGGACUGUUGGAUCGACUCGACCAGGAGGCUUCCCAAUAUGGUAACUCUCAACUGAAAGAUGAGCAUUAUCCUGACUGGGAUUGCUCCCCGGAAAAAGCUGAAUUGAUCUCCAUUGCAUGGCACUGUGCCCGGGAGGUGUAUGAAACAUCCUCGCGUUUACCUAAUGGUCCUGUUCCAAAUGGGGAAUGGAAACUCGAACCAGGUGAUUGUGUUGUUCCAUCAACUGAUGGGACAAUCAAAGCUGUUUCUUUCAGUCGUGUAUCGGCAGUUGAGAAGAGGACUGAUCACAAUGAUCUCCCCGUGCUAGUAGUUGCUAUUCGAGGGAGUGCUAGUGCAGUCGACCACAUGGUAAAUGCUAACUAUGAGCCGCGGAAUGCAGAUGACUUCAUUGACAUAUCUCGGCUUGCGCCGGAGAACAGCAUCACUCUUCAGGCGCAUUCUGGGUUUCUGAGUAGCGCAAAGGCCCUGGACAAAACCGUGUCACAGGAGAUAAAGAAUUAUAUCAGUGAAAAUGCAAGCGAAUACAGUCACGUUUUAUUCACUGGCCACUCGGCAGGUGGUGCUGUUGCCUCACUUUUGUUCCUUCGGUAUCUAGCACAGGAAAGCGUCUACCCAGAGGUCCGAUUCUCGUGUAUAACAUUUGGGGCACCUCCGGUGGUAACAGUUCCUCUCUUGGAAAGUCCAGUGUCUGGAGUUUCCAGCGGGGCAUGUCUAAAUCUUAUUAACGAAUUUGACCCUGUCACUCGGGCAGACGGGGAAUACAAGCAUUGCUUGGUAGAUUUGAUUCACUCGAUGUACAGCCGGCAGCCGUCACUGCCCAGAUCUGAGCCGUCGAGUACCACAGUUGAUUCGCUGUUUACGGAGGAUAGCGAAUGUUUCUCGAAAGGAAAAGACUGGCCUGUUCUACCUUCAUUUUACUCCCAUGUUGGCCCUCGCAUCGUCCUUCUUUUACGAGUUAAGCCCAGUAUUAAGGAAACUUGUCUUCGGUUACGCGCCAUCGAAGUACCCCGGGCUGACUUCGACAGGUUGUUAUUCUGUCGGGUUGCAGUGCAUCGACGGGUAUGCUAUGGGGAGAGGGUGGAAUUGAUUACCAAGGGAGAGCUUAAUGAGAGAUCUAGUUGGGAUGAUACUAAGUUUUAA